Messenger RNA from Schizophyllum commune H4-8, 2021 nucleotides. RefSeq lists its product as uncharacterized. Lineage: Eukaryota; Fungi; Basidiomycota; Agaricomycetes; Agaricales; Schizophyllaceae. Bases 26 to 1756 code for a protein of 576 amino acids. The transcript has 3 exons. The record is from RefSeq and is a predicted model, not a curated record.
CGUCCAUCACAGCUCAACCUCGACGAUGCCUCUUACUAGCCCGACUAUCGGGCGUAUCAAGCAGCUUGCUUGUCUGCUGAGAGACCCUCCUGAUUCUCCCGGAAAUCCCCCUCGGAGCGAGACUCGAAGUCGACUCAAGCAAGCCCUGCGCGCGAUGCCCCUGGAAAGCCUGGAUACAAAUCCUUUCGCUGCCGACACCUCGGCUUCGCGAGGCAGAUCACCAAUUACCUUGCCGCCGGCGCCUGUUCGAGUUCUGGCCGAGCUCGGAGAGCUUACCUGGAUACCCAAAGAUGAGGAACCCCUCUUGCGAGACACUAUCGUCCAUUGCAUUCGCCCUCGAUCUGGCUUCAUCAUCGACUGGAUGGAGCUUCUCGUGCCACAGAAUGGGCAUCUAGCAAAUGUUCCGGUCGAUCUUUACUUUCUCUGUACGGACGUGCUUGCUCUCCUACAUGGCCUGGAGCUCGAUCUCGCAUUGGACAUCACGCAGGCCGCGCGCCUCCAUAUCUUGGUGUUCAAAAUGUGGCUCGAUCCUCCAUCGCCAGAGGUGUUUCGAUCACUGGAAACGCACGAGCUGUAUCACGACCGUGUUGCGGCAAGCCUCGUAUUCAUGAUGGACAAGGUGAUGGUACGGCUUGACCAACCACCGUCGCCCAAAUCGAGAGCGAGGGAUGGGAUCGUCGAAGCCCUACUCGUCUUUUGCGGACACCGCCCGCGCCGCUUGUAUCGACGCAUAGUUCGAAGCAUCACCAAAAUCCUCAUGACGCCCAUUGACCCCACUCAAUGCGCCGAGCGCUACAUCUACUUCCUCCGCCUCUGCGUCGGUAACUACAUUGUUAUCCAAAAUCAUUCCCGAAAUGUCGUCAGGGGCCUUGUAGAAAUCAUCCGCAUCAUCGGUCGGCGGUUCGGGGGCAGGGGGCACGGCGCAGCGUGCGAGGCGUGCGGGGUCCUCUAUCAGAUCUGGUUCGCUGAAAAGGACAACGGAAGUCGGGCGCUCUGCUGGGCACUUCGCGCGGGUGUCCUGCCCCUCAUCUUAUCCCUACGUCGACAGGGCACAGACGAGAGCCUGUCAAAUGCGCUCAACUUCAUCGCAGAGCGCUCGAUCAGCGUACCCGUCGCGCGCGCGCUGAGAGUGGGUGGAUACGGGAUGUCAUUCCGCGAGGCAGGCGUCGCGGAGCCGCUGGCGACCAUCUAUACCGAGUGCAUGGUCGACCGACCGUCGUUGCAGCAGGACCAGAUGGGCCGAAAAUGCAGCUACGAGCAGUGUCCUGCGGGACGUUCAGCCUUCCAUGCUCGGGUGUAUCGCUGCACGUGCUUUCAAAAUUACUGCUCCGCCGCGUGCCAACAAGCGGACUGGCCAGAGCACAAGAAGGUCAAACACGGACCCAAGCUGCCACCGUCGGAUCCUCAGGAAAUGGUACUAGAAGGGGAACUCACGUCCUCUGACGCCCACUUCACCAUGCUGUGCGCCGACGUCUACGUCUGUACCCAUAUAGCGCAAGUCGUGGAUGAGGCAUUAGCGCUUCCUCUGCGGGAGAAUACAUCCCUCCAGCCGCUCUAUAUCAUCAAGCUUGAUUACACGACAGUACCUAUGCAAUGCUGUGUAUGCGUUGAUGAUGGAGAGGAGGACGAUACAGAGCCGAUGGUCAUUGUUCGGGCUCGGGUCAACUCUUCGGUGGGGAGAUGGCAUAUGGCGACCGUGGACGCACAUAUGGCGCCGCUGUCGGCCCUAUACAGCAUGGCCCGCGCUCUGAUAUAGUAUCUGCUAUGUAGUAUCCACCGGGGCUUCGGGUCUACGCUUAGUUUCGUAACACUCGCAUUCGUGUACUGAGAAUCUCGAAUUUUUGCUCAGCCGGAAGGUACCGUGAAUUCAGAACUACAUACAAUGCCUCAUGGCUCGGUCAGUACGCCCGGACAGACAAAUCUGAUAGCGCGAGGCGAAGGACACAAACCACAAGCUCCGUGAUGACAGGAUCCAUCGCCCUCAGCCUCGCCUUAACAAGCACCUCGUCCGGCCGCAUCAU